Molecule: messenger RNA, 1455 nt
Organism: Cucurbita pepo subsp. pepo (vegetable marrow)
Lineage: Eukaryota; Viridiplantae; Streptophyta; Magnoliopsida; Cucurbitales; Cucurbitaceae
Source: RefSeq, a predicted model, not a curated record
CCCCGUUGGUUCAUUCCUCAGUCGGUGGCGCUGCUAAACCCCUUGCCUUUCUUCAAGCAAUGGCGGACGAGAUAAGUUCUGACUAUAGCGAUGCCUUUAAUCGGCACCCCCAGUCUCCUUUGAUCGUCUUGAAUCAAACGAGUUCUGCCUUCAAGAUCUCUGCCGAUGACAGGAAGCUCCCUUUGAUCGUCUUGAAUCAAAACCAGGAGUGUGAAAUGAUGAACAGUUGGAGUUCCGCUUCUGCCGAAGAGAAUUCAGAAAUUUCAGAAUCUUUUGUCGAGAAGAUGGUCAUGUGCGAUUCGGCUGCUUGUGCGUCUUCUGAAAACGGAGGAAUCGUGAGAAAUCAGGUGUGCAAGAUUCGGAAUCUUGAUGUGGAACUCAGAAAAGAAUCUCUCAAGGUUGACGCUGCACAUGAUUUUGAAACGUUCGGCGCCGUGGAAGGUGUUAAUCAAGAAGUUGCGAUUGAUAGAGUAGAGGGGAAAGAUUUUGCAAGAAGUGUAGUGAGUUUUGAUGGAAAUCAAGAUUGUUUGAAGGAAGAACUUGCUCAAGAAGUUCGAUCGAUCGAGAAGUUGCUGGAUAAAGAAAUCGAUUCUCAGAGCAUCUUGGAAAAGAAAAAGAAAUUACAAUCGGAAGAAGAUGAAAUUCAUGUAGAGAAGGGAAAGAAUCCCUCUAGCUUAAGAGGGAUCGUGGAUCAGAAGAUUGCGGAUCAGCAAAAUGAUUCUAAACACAUGAAUUUUCUGAGACGAAGUCAUUUAUCUCUCAGAAAUUCAUUGAAGAUCGAAGUAAUAGACGAGACUGCAUUAGUUGAACCAGUUCAUGUUUCCAAGAUUGGAAACGGAGAAGGGAUUGGUAUUGUUUGUCCAACAAGGCCAAUGCAGAUCAAACUGGACAAAUCCCACGAACCUGACAGAGGAGGGAAAAAGGCUAAAAGAUCGAGGAGGAGGGCAAGGGAAGCCAAGGUUUGUGAGAUGCAUUGGAGCCUGGGGAAUGUGAAUGAACAUCAAAAGAAUGUGGAAGGAAACAAGAUAGUGUAUUCCAUAAAGGACAUGGAAGCACUGAGGUUUGUGAAUGUUGCAGAACAGAGGAGACUGUGGAAAGCUAUAUGUAAGGAACUUCUGCCCAUCGUGGCAAGGGAAUACAGUAGCUUAACAAGCUCGAAUUACCCUAUGAAGAUAGGCUCCACCUCUGAUCCUAGGCAGCAUUUGGUGAAGAGAGAAGAAGCCCCUUCGAUUAUGAGUGUUGUUGCUGCAAGGGGAAGAUGGAAUCAUAUGAAUAUUUUUGUGCAUUGAAGAAGGGACUAAAUCAAUGCAACUGAAGACAUUUUGUGCAUCAAAAUCAACAUGAAGUUCUGUUCCUUUUUUUUGUAUAGAAAUGGUUACAAUCGCAUUCUUUUGUACAUGCUGCAAGCUCAAUAAUAUGGUGCUGAAUAAUAUGAAAGAAAUCGAUUCUUUUUGA